Messenger RNA from Prorocentrum cordatum, 909 nucleotides. NCBI's taxonomy places the organism in Eukaryota, Dinophyceae, Prorocentrales, Prorocentraceae. The record is from the annotation of a GenBank genome assembly.
CUGCGUGGGCCUCACCGCCGCCGGCUACCAUCACUGUAUCAGGGGCCUCAGCCAUCCUUCUCUCGAUCGCCAGCGACAUUUUUCAAUAGUGGCCAUCCACAGACAGCGAAAGCCAGGUCCGCGACAAGGCUUGCCAACGUUCCUUGCCAAGGUAGAGGAUGGGUUCGGGUCUGGCUACAAAGACGGGUGUCCUGGGGGCUUCCCCGGCCUCCCUCUGGGUCUGGCCUUCGCUGUCGGAGCGAGAUGGCGGGCGCUCCCGCCUCGCGCCUCGCGGCGGCGGCGCUGGCUCUCUGCCUCGCGCUCGGGCUCCUCCGCGCCUUCGUGCCCGGGGCGGCGCGUGGCGCCGUGGCGCACCGGCCCGCAGCGGCGCAGGCGGGCGGUGUCCCGAUCGGGCUCGAGGAGCAGCCCCAGGAGUCGCCCCUGCUCGGCGCGGCCACCCGCCUCCUCGCCGGGGCCGCGGCUGCGGGCCUGCUGGCGGGCGCCUGGGCGGGCGCCGCGCGUGCGGAGAUCGAGGACGUGGCCAUCCCGGUGGACGGCAAGGGCAAGACCAGGAACCUCAGCAAGGAGGAACUCAUCCGCGGCAAGCGCCUGUUCAACGUCGCGUGCGGCACCUGCCACGUUGGCGGCGGUACCCGCACCAACCAGAGCGUGGGCCUCGGCAUCGAGGAGCUCUCCGGCGCGUUCCCGCCGCGCAACACCAUCGACUCGCUGGUCGACUACAUCAACGCCCCGACCACCUACGACGGCCUCAAGGACAUCUCCGAGGUGCACCCGUCCAUUAUCGCGGCGGACUUGUGGCCCAAGAUGCGUUCGAUGAAGCAGCAGGACUUGUACGACAUUUCGGCUUACAUCCUUUACCAGAAUUACGUCAUCCCCGAGAAGUGGGGCGGCGGCAAGCAGUACUACUGA